AAUCGAGGGCUUUCUUCUACUAGCCCCGCCCACCGCGUAUACUGCGCUCCAAUUGGCCAAGACGCGGCAUGAUAAAUAUUCAUGAGGCCAGCAAGCUGCUGUGCGCUCGAGCAGCUGCCUGCCUGCUGUCCGUUUGAGCGAGAGAACACGCCACAGUGAGAGAAAGGAGGAGAGGAGAGAGGGAGAAAAAGAGGAGGAAAGAGAGAACAGAGAGACACGGAAGAAUAGGAGUAGAACGGAGAGUGAGGGAGAGGAGGCCCGGGGAAGGAUUACAGCCAUGACAGAGGCGAGUUUGCGGGACUGGAUAUGAAAUUGGGCAGCCAUGGCCAUGUCUCUGAGCGCGGACGACGAGGAUUACGACUCGGAUACAGGAGAGCAGCAACGGCCAGCGAACCGACCUAAACCCAAGAUGGCGGCUCCGGCCACCCCAGCCGCAGCUACGUCUUCAGCAUCGUCCACCCCGGCGGCAGUAAAGCUGCCGUCCAAUCGCAGCUCGUCAGGGGCACGGCGGCGGAGGACGCGGUGCAGGAAAUGUGAAGCGUGUGUGCGGACUGAGUGUGGAGAAUGUCACUUCUGUAAAGACAUGAAGAAAUUCGGGGGACCAGGACGCAUGAAGCAGUCCUGCAUAAUGAGGCAAUGUAUUGCUCCCGUGUUGCCCCAUACAGCAGUGUGUGUGGUGUGUGGAGAGGCAGGAAAGGAGGACACGCUGGAUGAUGAGGAGGAAAAGUUUAACGCCAUGCUGAUGGAGUGCUCCAUCUGCAACGAAAUCGUCCACCCUAACUGUCUGAAGGUGAAGGACGCAGCAGGAGUCGUUAAUGACGAACUGCCCAACUGCUGGGAAUGCCCCAAGUGCAACUACGCCGGCAAGACUGGGAAAGCCUGUAAGCAAAAACGUGGUCCAGGAUUCAAGUACGCGUCCAACCUGCCGGGGUCACUGCUACGGGAACAGAAGGCCAGUCGUGACCCACGGGAGGAGGUGGACCCCGCUGCAGUCCGGAGGAAAAGCGAGAGAGACGAGACCCCCAGACUGACAGUUGAUGACCUGUCCACCCGCCUGCCCCCACUACUGACCCCCAGAGAGCUGCCUAGGCCACGGCCGGACAUACCAAACUUCCUCAGGAAGAAGAAGAAACUGUUCGAUGAUGACGAGGAGGAAGAAGCUAGUGCUAAAAAGAAGCUGAAGAAACCAUGGAAGUCAGAAGAUCCCUUAACUCCUAAACUUGCACAGAUGAAGACUGAGGAAGAGGAAACAUCUGAGCAGGAGGAAGAGCGGGAGGAGGACAGUAAACCUCCUCGGCUUUCUGUUAAGAAAGAGACAGGUUUGGGAAGGAGGCAGCAGGAGGAGCAGGAGCGAGAGGAUGAGGAGGAAGAUGAAGAUGGAGGAGUGCGGAGGGCUCGUGAGCGAAGCCCCACUCUGAAGAGCCUCUCUGCAUCGGUAGAGAGCGAUGCAUCCCGCUGCAGCUCACCCAGAGCUGGACCCAGCAGUGAGGGCAGUGAGACCCAGGAGAGAGUGCCCAGGGCCCGGGCACGGAAGACCCGCCGCAGGCCACAAAGCCAGCAGCUCAGCGCUGAACUCAGCAAGCAGCUAAACCAGGAGAUCCGCCGGACAGAACAUUCACUCGCCAACGAGAACCAGCAGCCGCUCAAGAGUGAGCCAGAGGACAGCGAGAACGAGGAGCCCAAGAGAAACUUCCGAAACGGAACGAUAGGGGGUGACCUUGGGGGAGACCGAACACACCUUCGGUCUAACCUGAGAGCGAGAGAGAUGAAUGGGACGGCCUGGGAGCUUCGCCACUUCUACCCAGCUCAGAUAACUCCGCUCGGCUUCAACCGCAGCGCCCCCAUCCUGCGGCCACCGCCCACCAGGUCCCCACCUAAGUGUGUGCAAAUGGAGCGCCACGUCAUCCGCCCGCCGCCCAUCUGCCCUCCGCCUGAUAGGCUGCCACUGGUUGAUGGGAGAAGCCACAUGCUGCAGAGAGAAGCCUGGUUGGCCGUCUUCAGCCACCUAAGCCAUCGUGAGCUGUGUGUGUGUAUGAGGGUCUGCAGGACCUGGAAUCGCUGGUGCUGUGAUAAGCGUCUGUGGACUAAAAUUGACCUUAGCCGCUGUAAGUCGAUCACUCCACUGAUGCUAAGUGGAAUAAUCCGCAGGCAGCCGAUCACGCUGGACCUCAGCUGGACCAACAUCUCCAAAAAGCAGCUCAGCUGGCUCAUCAACAGACUACCUGGUUUGCGGGUGUUGCUUCUAUCUGGUUGUUCGUGGGCAGCGGUCUCAGCUCUCUGUACCUCCUCCUGCCCGCUGCUCCGUACGCUUGACCUGCAGUGGGUGGAGGGCCUUAAGGACCCACAAAUGAGGGACCUACUAUCACCACCUACAGACAACAGACCAGGUCAGAUGGACACGCGCAGUAAACUGCGGAACGUUCUGGAACUGCGUCUGGCUGGUCUGGAUGUUACAGACAGCUCUCUGCGGCUCAUCAUUAAGAACAUGCCCCUACUGGCCCGGCUAGACCUUAGCUACUGCAACCACAUCAACGACCAGUCCGUCAACCUGCUAACCGCAGCAGGAACAACAACCCGCGACUCGCUAACUGACAUCAACCUGUCAGUGUGUAACCGGGUGACGGAUCAGUCUCUGAGCUACUUUAAGCGCUGUGGGAGCAUCUGCUGGAUCGAUCUGCGCUUCUGUAAGCAGGUUAGCCGGCAGGCCUGCGAGCGUUUCAUCGCAGAGAUGUCCGUCAGUGUCUCAUUCGGACUGAAGGAGGACAAACUGCUGCAGAAACUCUGUUAACCCCGACACACACGCUCACACACACGGACACAUACAGACAGAAGUACACAGUGAGAUGCGUGUGUGAGGUGUACUCGCGUGGAUUGGAGCUGGACUGGAUUUACUGGAGCACUCAAACAGAUCUGUGGAUUUUUUCUUUUUUUUUCUUUUUCCCACCAUAAUUUCCUCUGUUCUGAUUGGAUGAGCUGAGAUGGACGGACACUAACCAGCAAAUAAAAAUACUGAAUGGAAAAAUACUGUGUUUGGAUGCUUUCACAGGUUUGGCUGUAUGAUACAGUAUUGGAUGUGUUUAAAAAGUGAAAAAUAAAUUGUUACUGGCACAUAUAUGUACAAACACACUCCAACACCAAGCGAAAGCACAUUAUUAUUAUUAAUAUUAUUAUUAUUACUAUGUGUUAUUUCUGUUCAGUCCUGAUGAGUCUGUGGGUUUUUUUUUAUAUAAUUGAAUUUUUAAAUAUAUUUGUCUGAAUGGGUUUCUGUGUGCUCAGUAUUGAUUACUACAUUCUGGUCAGCUAUCUAUUUUUAUUAAUUUUUUUAAAAAUUAUUUACAGUGCCAUAUUCUCUCUGUUUCAUUCAGAGUUCAUCCUUGAGUUAAACACAUGGCUGUGGAUUCAACCUGAAGGUGUGGAGACAUGUUCUGGAGUGUGUUUUCUUAGGAAUUAUUGUCCCUGAAACUAAAACAGGACAUUAAAUAUCAUUAAGUUGCUCCACUAGUUAUAUAAAGCAAUACUUUGGCCAAUUUACCAGUGGUUAGCACAAAUUUGCUAAGUCAUGUUUGGUGUCUGAAGGUUGUUCUUAAGGUUUACAAGUGCUUAAAAUAAAUGUGCUACAAAAGGUGUUUUAAGCAGUACCAUGAAGAAUACUCUAGAAGUUUGACCUUCGUAUCCACUGCCUUUUUUCUCUUUUUUUUUUUAAAUGGUUGUUUAUGGAACAAAAGUGGUUCUUUUAUGGCAUCACUUAAAAACCCUUUGUAGCACCUUUUAUUUUUAGGAGUGCACAGAUAACAAUGCACAGCAAAUAAGAGUUUCUUUGAUUUUACUAAAUUGAAAACCUCUGAAUGUAAUUAAGAGGAAGAUUGAUGAUCACAAGCCAUCAAACCAAGCAACCUUAAAUUGUUGCACCAGGAGUGGCAUAAAGUUAUCCAAAAGCAAUGUGUAAGACUGGUGAAAGAAAACGUGAAGAUGCAUGAAAACUGUGAUAAAACCAGGGUUAUUCCACCAAAUAUUGAUUUCUGAACUCCUCAAACUUUAUGAACUUUAUGAGCUUUUUUUGUAUUAUUUGAGGUCUGCAUCUUUUUUGUUAUUUCAGCCAUUUCUCAUUUUCUGCACAAGUGCUCUAAAUGACAAUAUUUAUUUUGAAAUUUGGGAGAAAGGCUGUCUGUAGUUUAUAGAAUAAAAUAACAAUGUUCAUUUUACUCAAACAUAUACCUAUAAAGAGCAAAAUCAGAGAAACUAAUUCAGAAAUUGAAGUGGUCUCUUAAUUUUUUCCAGAGCUGUACUUGCAGUAAUUUAUAAUACUAAUGUUAUGGGUUGGAACAGAAAUAAACCAGCAAAUAAGCAGUGAAUAAAACCGUUUUAUAUCAGUUCUGUCCUGUACCCACCACACACACACAGAAUUGCUACAGGAUUUAUCACAAUAAGGAUCGAUGAGUCAUUGCAUCACUUUAAUGGUGUGUCAAUAUAAAGAAGUGAGAACAUCAGACACCAAACAUGCCAAGUGAUUAAUGUGAGGUAGUACAUUCAUAAAAUAGAUUUUCAACCCAAUUAUCACUGUUCUUUGUAAUUAGUAAUCAGAAACGUAAACAGACGUGGCUGAAUCUCAGUACAAUAAUUGUCUCCAUGUACAUAACACCAUAUUUGAGAUUAAUUCCUGAAGCAGUAAUUGUUAAUGAUAAUGAUUGAUGAGUUGGGAGGGGGGUUUGAUGUAGAAUUAUUGUGAAACUGUGAGUUUGUCUCAGGAUCAGGCGAGGAGGAAGAUGAUAUUGAAAUAGAUCUGAAUUCACCGUCCUGUAAACAUAGACAUACUGUAAAACUUCAAGGGCGCCAUUUGCCACCUGAAACACUUUGUUGUAAAUUGGGCUAUUUAUAUUUGUAUGUAAUAAAAAGAAAAUGUCAGAA
This is a messenger RNA of Astyanax mexicanus (Mexican tetra), 4905 nucleotides long. It is a transcript of the gene kdm2ba, whose product is annotated as lysine (K)-specific demethylase 2Ba. The coding region runs from base 323 to 2788 and encodes 821 amino acids. The transcript has 12 exons. The record is from RefSeq and is a predicted model, not a curated record. Lineage: Eukaryota; Metazoa; Chordata; Actinopteri; Characiformes; Acestrorhamphidae. Gene Ontology annotation, molecular function: zinc ion binding; protein binding; DNA binding. Gene Ontology annotation, biological process: regulation of transcription by RNA polymerase II; protein demethylation.